Messenger RNA from Condylostylus longicornis, 5351 nucleotides. It is a transcript of the gene Epac, whose product is annotated as rap guanine nucleotide exchange factor 4. Gene Ontology annotation, molecular function: guanyl-nucleotide exchange factor activity. The transcript is spliced from 21 exons. Gene Ontology annotation, cellular component: plasma membrane. Bases 2147 to 5173 code for a protein of 1008 amino acids. The record is from RefSeq and is a predicted model, not a curated record. Lineage: Eukaryota; Metazoa; Arthropoda; Insecta; Diptera; Dolichopodidae. Gene Ontology annotation, biological process: Ras protein signal transduction; positive regulation of GTPase activity.
UCUUUUUGCUCGUAACGGAUAAAAAAAAAAAAAAAAAACAAAAAAAAAAUUAUUAAUUAAAAUUAAGAUAAAAAGAAUUUUUUUUUUUUAUUUUAUAAAAUUUUUCACCGUCCGAUUAUUUUUUGUCUCGAACUUUCGUUAUUGUUCUUUUUUUUUUUAUUCUGAAACAAAAACUCAAAAAAAAUACAAAAACAAAAAAAAUUGAAACCAUCGAAAUUUUUGAAAUUUUUAUUUUUGUGUAUAAUAAUAUUUAAAAUAUUCAUACAUACAUACAUUUAUAUGAAAAAGAAAAAAAAAAUCAAAAAUAAAAAAAAAUUAAAAUCAACAGCAAAAGUACAAUCAUACCAAAAACGGUAAUUCACAUGAAAAAACAUCAUGGUUAAAACAAACAAAGUAUAAAAAAUAACAAAAAAUAAAACAAAACUACAAAAAUUUUAUUCAAAAAAAAGAAGUACAGAACUUUAUAAAAAUUUAUAUUUUCAACGACAUCUAUUGAUAUUUAAGUAAAUUAUAAUAAUAAAAAAAUUAAUAAAUAAAUAAAAAAAAAUUUAAAGAAAUUUUCAAAAGAAAGGUGAAAGGGUUAGAAAAAAUUAUACAAAAUAAUAAGCAAUAAAUUAUAUAAAAAAAAUAAUAAAUAAAAUAAAUAAUUUUAAGAUUAAAUCAACUGGAAAAGUGAAUAAAAAAAAUAUUUAACCCUAUUCGGUUAACAGCUGAAAUACGGAACCCAAAAAACAAAAAAACGAAUUCAGCAAUAAAUGUAAAUUUUUUUAAAUUAAAAACUAUCAACUACAUUAUACUUACUUCAUUUCAACUACUUUUACUCCAAUGCACUAUGUUAACACUAAUAUUAUUAAAAAAUUAAGAGAAAAUCUUUAAUUUUUCUCCUAAUGUAAUUUAUGAAAGGACCAAAAAGAAAACGUUCGUUCCAUUUACAAAUGCUAUCGAAAGAAAAAUUUUUGUAUAUAAUUUCUAAUAUUAAUAAUUAUUUUCAAUUUAAUUAAUUCUAUUUAAUCAAAUUUAGUUAAUUGUACUGAAUAGAAAUUAAGAAUUCAAAAACAAAAAGACAUAAAUUUAGAAAAUAACGGUUUUUCCAGUUUUUAUGUUCAAAUUCAGAAAUGGUAACACCAAAAAUAUAAGAUUAAGAAAAAAAUUAGAUUAUAAUAAAAAAAACAACAACUUUUAAAAAAUAAUAAAAAUAUAAUUUUAAAAUAUAAUUAAAUAACCAAUUUUUAUAAAAGCAUAUAAUCGCUUUGAAUUAAAAUUUUAUCAUUUAAAAGCAAAAAAAUAACUGUAUUAAUUCUUUCAUUUGAUAAAAAUCUGAAAUUUUUAUAAAAAAUCACAAAAAAAAAAACGAAAUAAAACUUUGGAUGCUCAAAAGUACAUUAAAAUUUAAAAACAAAGAAAUUUAAUAAUAACGGCAUCACACCAACAAUCAAUGACAAUCAUAAACAAAAAUAUAACAACAACCGAUAGAGAGAGAGAGAGAGGUAAACCCAAGAGAGACUUUUAAUUUUAUUAGUUUGAAAGUUUGUUUUUAAAAGAUACGAACAUUGAUGCAAAUUAUUAAUAAAAUACGGAAAUACAUAAAUAUUUAUAUAUAUAUAAGAUUGUAUGCAGAGAAAUUAUAGAGAGAAACGUCAAAAUUAUAAAUUAUUUAUGGUAGUUGCUGAUAUCGGAGUAGCUAUAUUUGAAUUCAAGAGAGAAAUUUCAAAAAGAAACUUACACUCAUAUUUUUUUACUUUAAAAUUUUCUUUAAAUUUUCAACUUAUUUUGCAAAUUGAAAUGUACAAAAUAUAAAAAAUAUAGAAAAUUAAUGAAAAAUAAUUCGUAAAAACUAUUAUUAUGUAUGAAUGCGCGCAAUUAAAGCAAUUAUAAACCAAUGAACAUACAUACGAAAUAAAUCAAAAAUAAACGGAAAUAAAUGAAUAACUGUUUAACCUUAAUCAAGGUUAUUUUUAAAAUUACUCAAUUGUGUCAGCAUAAAUGUAUAAUGUUAUGUUCGGGAGGCAUCAUUUAUAAACGAAUCUAUAUUUAUUAUAACAUUAUCACAAGUUUAAUUUAAAAAUAGACACCAACCCAAACAUAUAAUAUUAAUAUACGUAAUAAAUAAAAUUAAAAUAUAAAAAUAUUAUUUUACGUCAUCGUCAUGGCUAUGGAAUGGGUUACAGCUAUUGAUAAGAGGCCAUGUGACAGAAAUUUACGAGAUGCUGAAUUAAUAUCAUGUAGAUUAAGAAGGGUUGAACCAUUAUGUAGAUUACCGGGUUCAGCUUUACAACAGUUAGCGAUGUGUGGAUUUUAUGAAGAUUUAGAAAAAGGUGUAACACUUUUCCGUGCCGGUGAACAAGGUAGAUUUUGGUAUGCAGUUUUGGGUGGUUCACUUGAAGUUCGAUAUCAUGCUCCAGACGCAGAAGGAAAGGUGCCAGUCACUCUAUGUAAUUUAGGUGUAGGAGCAACAUUUGGUGAAUCAAUUCUACAUGAUUUACCUCGUGAUAGUACAGUUGUUACUAAAACAACAUGUGAAUUGUUACGCGUAGAACAACAAGAUUUUCGUCUUAUAUGGGAGAAAAAUAAAGAAUUAAUGAAUGACAUUAUAACAAAUUGUAAAUUAAAGAAUGGAAAAAAUGGUUUUGGUACAAACGUAACACCAGCACAAGUUCCAACAUCGCCAACGAAAAGGCCUUUAAGUCCGGAUCACCCUAAUCCGGCAUUACCUAUUACAGAGAAUCCUAGUCCUGCAAUGUCUCGUAUUGGAUGGGCAUUAAGAACGUUACUUGUUUCAGAUAGUUCCAGUUGUCUUAAGGACAGAAAGGUGUCCGGAAAAUUAAUUAGAAAAUGUGCUCCGGGUACCGAAUUAGUUGACUGGCUUUUAAAUUUGUCACCAAUUGUACAUACAAGAGCUCAAGCGGCUGGAAUGUGGCAAGCUCUUUUAGAAGAAGGAAUUUUAGCUCAUGUAAAUAAAGAACAACCGUUUAAGGAUAAAUGCUUCUUGUAUAGAUUUCGUGCUGAUGAAGAAGGUACAGCUGGUGGACCACCACAAUCAGAUGAUGUUAAUUCUGCUAAUGAUCAUGUUAGAGAAGCUUUAGGUACACUAUUGCAACGCGGACCCGAUUCAACAUUACGAAUGAUUUUAAGGAAACCGUCACAUGAACGAAGUCAAGAAGAAUUAGAAUUGGUAUUUGAAGAACUUUUACAUAUUGCUGCACUAUCACAUUUAUCAACAAGCAUUAAAAGAGAAUUGGCCUCAAUAAUUGUGUUCGAAUCCCAUGCACAAGCUGGUACAAUAUUGUUUAAUCAAGGAGAUGAAGGUCGAUCAUGGUAUAUUAUAUUAAAGGGAUCCGUUGACGUUGUUAUACAUGGUAAAGGAACUGUUGCUACAUUAAAGGAUGGUGAUGAUUUUGGAAAACUUGCAUUGAUUAAUGAUGCACCAAGAGCUGCGACAAUAGUACUGAAAGAAAAUAACUGUCACCUAUUGAGAGUUGAUAAGGAACACUUUAAUCGUAUUUUAAGGGAUGUUGAAGCUAACACAUUACGUUUACAGGAGCAUGGAAAAGAUGUAUUAGUUUUGGAAAGAGUUGUCAAACAACGAGGACAUUCAGCAUUUAAGUAUACAGUUAUGUCGGGAACACCAUCAAAAAUGUUAGAACAUUUAUUAGAAACGAGAUUAGGUGGACAAGUGGGACCAAAUGAUCCAUUUUUGGAUGAUUUUUUAUUAACACAUAUUGUUUUUAUGCCAGUUCCUCAACUAGUCGAUGAAUUAUAUAACUACUUUCAUUGUGGCGGUGAAGGCGCUGAAACACCCGAAGAUCGGGAAUAUAUUAUUUCAUUUCGAAAACGUGUAGUACUUUUUGUACAAAAAUGGGUAAUAGCAGUUCGACAUGUAGUGUUUGAUGAUCCAACAGCCUGUGAUUUUAUUGAAGAUUUAGCACAAGAAGUUGAAGCUGAUCCUGAAUUACAUGAAGAAACUAGUAUAAUACAUCACGUAUUAUCACAAUUAUCGAGAUAUCAGGACGAUAGAAAUCAGCAUUGUGGACAAAAGUGGAAAUUACCACCAAACGGACAACCAAUAUGCUUAUUCAGCGGUAAUCCAACAUCAUCUAGAGUGGUUAUAAGACCAGAUGAUGAUAUCAUUUUUCGAGUUUAUUGUGCUGAUCAUACAUAUUGCACUUUAAGAUUCCCAUUACAUACAACAGCUGAAAUAAUUAAAGCAUGUGCAGCUGAUAAAUUACAAUUAAAUCGUGGACCAGAAGAUUUAAUUUUAGUUGAAGUAAAAUCAAAUGGUGAACGUUCCGUUUUUAAAGAUACAGAUGUCAGUAUACCAACUGGUUUAACAUUAAAUGGUCGUUUAUUUGUUUCAGUUAAGGAUCAUUUAGAUGCAUUGACACCAUUACCUGAACAAGAAGGUGCCACUGAGGGUAUUGAUAUCGAUAUCGAAAUAUUGAGUACCAAAGAAUUAGCUUAUCAUAUAACCUUAUUUGAUUGGGAUCUUUUUUGGGCUGUUCAUGAAUAUGAAUUAUUGUAUCACACAUUUGGAAGACAUCAUUUCGGAAAGAUAACUGCAAAUUUAGAUGUAUUCAUUCGAAGAUUUAAUGAGAUUCAAUAUUGGGUAGUGACCGAAAUUGUUUCAACGGCUAGUAUGAGUAAACGUGUUGGUCUUUUAAGAAAAUUUAUAAAAUUAGCUGCUUACUGUAAAGAAUAUCAAAAUUUAAAUGCAUUCUUUGCUGUUGUUAUGGGAUUAUCAAAUAUGGCAUGUUCACGUCUAACACAAACAUGGGAUAAAUUACCAUCAAAAUUUCGUAAAUUAUAUCAAGAGUUUGAAGCACUUAUUGAUCCAAGUCGUAAUCAUCGUGCAUAUAGAGUAUUUGUUGGUAAAUUACAACCACCAGUAAUUCCAUUUAUGCCACUAUUAUUAAAGGAUAUGACAUUUGCACAUGAAGGUAAUAAAACAAGUCUAGAUGGUUUAGUUAAUUUUGAAAAAAUGCAUAUGAUGGCGCAAACAAUGAGAACAAUAAGAUUUUGUAGAUCUCGACAUCUAGUUUUGGAUCCACCGUCACCAAAAAGCGAAGGAGAAGUUCGUUCAUAUAUUAGCUGUUUGCGUGUAAUUGAUAACCAAAGGACAUUAACUGCAAUGUCACAAAAAAUUGAACCAUCAAGAAAAAUGAACAACAUAAAUUAAAUUAAAUAAGAAAAUAAUUUCUUAUGGAAAUUUUAAAAUUAAAACCAAAUAAAUUUUAUCAAAAAUAAUUACAAAAAAGGAAAACAAUUUUAAAUAUAGUUUUAGGGUAAUAAAAUUAAUUUAAUGCAAAAUUUUUAAUUUAUUAAAAUAAAUUUCGUCUUAAUAAUUUUAUAUUAUU